CAUAAGACAGAGACCGCUCAGUGGUUUCAGUAUACUCUGCCAGCUAGCUCUGCCUUCCUCCGUUGAAAUCUCCCAGAAACCGGUUACAAAUCCGACCCGGCCCGGCUAGGAGUGCGCAGUAUCUGCACCCAAACCACUGGUUGCACCUCCCCCCUCCUCCUCCUCCUCCAACCACCGACCUUGGUAUAUUGAGCAGAGUUAUACCUGCUCCUAUAGAACUCAUAUCCAUUCAGUGACCUAACUCUCUCCUCUCACCAGUGUAUCCAGUGUCUCCUGUAUAAAGUAGAAUUAUUGGAUAUUCUUGAAUCCUGCUCCAGGAUGGGUGAACAGUUCUGCUUGAAGUGGAAUAACUACCAGGUUUCACUGAGCUCCGCGUUUAAGCACAUCUUAGAAGAGGAAGAUUUCGUGGAUGUGACCCUUAGCGCUCAGGGGCAGAGUAUCAAGGGGCACAAGGUGGUGCUAAGCGCCUGCAGUACAUAUUUCAAGGAACUUCUGACUGGAAUCAGCCCCUGGCAACACCCCGUCCUAGUCCUCAGAGAUGUGCCGUUUAACGACCUCCAGUCUAUCGUGGAGUUUGUAUACCUCGGAGAGGUCAAUCUGGAACAGGAGAGGUUGGUUUCUUUCCUGAAAACCGCCGAGGUUCUUCAGAUUAAAGGUUUAAAGGACUGGAUCAAGGCUCCUGGUGCUACUGCUGUCCCUGAUGAGACGCCAAUUAAACCUAAAGUCGAGGUUGUAGAUCCUCUAGAGAGCCUCGACGACUCAUCACACAAACGAUCCUUCGAGUCUGAAUCCGAUACAGCCUCAGAGAAGCGAAUGCGUCUGUUCGAGGAGGACAACAUGGUGAUCGACGACGGAUCUGAUAACGAGGACUCUGUCUACUCCGGGGAGCAUAUUGUUGUGUCUGGAGACCCUGUGACCCCCCUGGAUAUUCUGAACCGACCUCCUCCACCUCCUGGAGUUAAAGAAGACCUCGGACCUCUACAUAAACGCUGCUAUGUCUGCCAGAUGAUCAUGCUCAAGAAAAACUUGUCCAGACACAUCAGGUAGUUAAUCAAUCAUUGGGAUUUUUGCGA
This is a messenger RNA of Eurytemora carolleeae, 1073 nucleotides long. Its product is annotated as protein tramtrack, beta isoform. NCBI's taxonomy places the organism in Eukaryota, Metazoa, Arthropoda, Copepoda, Calanoida, Temoridae. Bases 319 to 1047 code for a protein of 242 amino acids. Gene Ontology annotation, cellular component: nucleus. The transcript has a single exon. Gene Ontology annotation, molecular function: protein binding. Gene Ontology annotation, biological process: regulation of transcription by RNA polymerase II. The record is from RefSeq and is a predicted model, not a curated record.